AAUGGCAGACGAAACUGCCAGGUCGCUUCAAUAUGAGUACAAGGCUAACUCUAACCUUGUACUCCAAGCUGACCGGUCCUUGAUAGAGCGCCGAGGUAGGGAUGAGGCUACCGGCGAGGUUCUGUCCCUGGUCGGCAAACUUCACACCUCUAAAAUGGGUGAUAGGUUCAUGAGAACCACUGCUCCAGAAAUCUCCUCUGAGAAGGCAGCAAAGAGACAGAAAAGAGACGAAGAUGAGAAAGAACUCGCUGCUAUGGCAACUGGUUUACUUUCCACUGUAGAUGAGUCAGACUUCACUGGGCUAUCUUAUCAUCCCAAAACUAGAGAAACUAAAGGGGUGUUCGAGGUGGUUCUGAGUUUCGUCCAGUCGUAUAUCGGUGAGCAGCCUCGAGAUAUCCUCCUAGGGGCAGCUGAUGAGGUUCUGAUCAGUAUGAAGCAGAUGAACAAUUCCAAAGCGGAGAAAGUUGAUGAGAUUAAGGAGCUCCUGGGAGACGUUACCGAAGACAGGUAUUCAGUGCUAGAGAAUCUUGUGGAGAAGUUAACAGACUACGGUACAAAAGAGGACAAGACAGAAGAUGCUAUCGAUGAGAUGUACGGAGUAGCUGUUGUGUUUGACGAGGAUGAGGAUAAAGAUGCGCAACUCGACGAGGUUCAGGACGAAGCAGCAGGUUCGGAUGACGAACAGCCAAUGUUGGACACUGCGAAAGAUGGAGCUAAUCUGUCAGCUCUGGAAGGUAGUGAGGGUGGGUCUGCGGAGACUGUUAAGCCUAGCGAUGUUGAUGCCUUCUGGCUCCAGAGGGUCCUAAAUAAACACUACAAUGACGCUGAUAUUUCCCAGGAAAAAGCAGAGCGUGUGUUGAACAUUCUCAAAACCACAACAGACGACCGCGAGUGUGAAACAAAGCUGGUCCUGUUACUAGGAUACGAUCUCUUCAAUGUGAUCAAGUUAGUGCGACAGAACAAGCAGCUAAUCUUGUACUGCACACUGCGCGCACGUGCAGAGACGGAGAAAGAGCGUCACGAGAUCGAGGAGGAGAUGAGAUCCACGCCUGCUGGAUCUACAAUUCUAGACGAGCUGUUGGGUGAUAGCAGCAAGACAAAUGUCGUUAAAAGGCAGACGAAAAAAGAGGGAAAAAAAGAAGAGGAUGUAGAUAUGGACGAGGAUCUCUCCUCAGCGAUCAAACCCAAAGCUGUGCUCGACCUUAAAGAUUUGUCAUUCGAACAAGGCUCUCACCUGAUGGCAAAUAAGAAGUGCCUUCUACCAGACGGUAGUUUCCGUAAACAGAAAAAAGGAUACGAAGAAAUUCAUGUUCCAGCUUACAAGCCAAAACCAUUUUCUGACGGCGAGAAGCUAGUCAAAAUAGAGGAGUUACCAAGUUGGGCUCAAAAACCGUUCAGAAGAUUUUCGGCACUCAAUAGAAUACAAAGUCGACUGAAGGAGGCAGCGCUGGAGAGAGAUGAGAACCUGCUGAUUUGUGCUCCCACUGGUGCAGGUAAAACUAACAUAGCUGUUCUGACUAUGGUGCGGGAGAUCGGCAAACACAUGAACACAGACGGCACCAUCCGUAAAGACGAGUUUAAGAUUGUCUACAUCGCGCCCAUGAGAUCUCUGGUGCAAGAGAUGGUUGGCAAUUUUGGUAAAGCUCUCGAACCCUACGGGAUUCAAGUGAACGAGCUGACCGGAGAUCACAACCUCAGCCGGGAGCAGAUUAAUGAAACACAGGUUAUAGUCUGCACCCCGGAGAAAUGGGACAUUGUCACAAGGAAAGCCGGAGAAAGGACCUACACUCAGCUGGUGUCUCUCAUCAUCAUGGACGAGAUCCAUCUACUUCACGACGACAGAGGUCCGGUGUUGGAGUCCAUUGUGGCUCGUACCAUCAGGCAGAUAGAGAGUACUCAGGAGUUGGUUAGACUAGUCGGUCUAUCUGCUACAUUGCCCAAUUAUGAGGAUGUGGCCGCUUUCUUGAGAGUGAACCUCGAGACUGGGCUCCAUUACUUUGAUAAUAGCUUCCGACCUGUUCCUCUUGAUCAAACCUUCAUUGGAGUGACAGAGAAGAAGGCUGUUAAGAAAUGGAAGCUGGUGAAUGAUACGUUAUAUGAAAAGGUGAUGGAAAACGCAGGGAAACAUCAGGUUCUCGUGUUCGUCCAUUCUCGAAAAGAGACCGCCAAAACAGCCAAAGCAUUGAGAGACAUGGCGCUGGAGAAUGACACGAUCGGAAUGUUCCUAAGAGAGGGUUCUGCCAGCACUGAGGUAUUGAGAACUGAAGCGGAGGGAUGUAAGAGUCCUGAUCUGAAAGAUAUCCUGCCCUACGGAUUUGCUAUUCAUCACGCCGGCCUCACCAGGAUAGAUCGUACUUUAGUAGAGGAUCUGUUUGAUGACCGUCAUAUUCAGGUUCUAGUGUCCACCUCGACCCUAGCUUGGGGAGUGAAUCUGCCUGCUCACACUGUCAUCAUCAAAGGAACCCAGAUCUACAGUCCUGAGAAGGGUAAAUGGGUAGAGUUAGGAGCUCUAGAUAUCCUGCAGAUGUUCGGACGAGCUGGGCGACCUCAGCACGACUCCAGAGGUCAGGGAACAUUGAUCACAAGUCAUAAUGAGCUGCAGUACUACCUCUCACUUCUCAACCAGCAGCUUCCUAUUGAGAGUCAGUUUAUCAAGAAACUAGCUGACAAUCUGAACGCUGAGAUCGUGUUGGGUACGAUCAGGAACGCCAAGGAAGCGGUACACUGGUUAGGAUACACCUACCUCUACAUUCGUAUGUUAAGGAACCCCACCCUGUACGGUAUGACUGAGGAUGUUCUCAAAGACGACCCUACAUUGGAACAGCGUCGCGCUGAUCUGAUUCACACGGCUGCCGCUCUGCUGGACAAAAACAACCUUGUCAAGUACGACAGGAGAUCUGGUAACUUCAUGGUUACUGAUCUCGGCAGAAUAGCCAGUCAUUAUUAUAUAACCAACGACAGCAUUGCUACUUACAACAGUCUACUCAAAUCCACUCUCAGUCAAAUCGAGCUGUUCAGAGUUUUCUCCCUGAGCAGCGAGUUUAGACACAUUCAAGUGCGUGAGGAGGAGAAGUUAGAGCUAGCUAAACUCAUUGAAAGAGUUCCUAUUCCCAUCAAAGAAAGUAUCGAGGAGCCAAGUGGUAAAGUGAACGUGUUGCUACAAUCCCACAUCUCUCAAUUGAAACUAGAGGGCUUCUCCCUGGCCACGGACAUGGUCUACAUAACAAGCUCUGCUAACCGUCUCAUGAGAGCUAUCUACGAGAUAGUGCUGCACAGAGGGUGGGCGCAGCUCGCUGAACACGCUCUCAACCUCUGUAAGAUGGUAGAGAAGAGAAUGUGGCUGAGUAUGACUCCUCUCAGACAGUUCAAGAAACUGCCAGACGAAGUGGUGAAGAAGAUUGAGAAGAAGUAUUUCACUUUUUCCAGAUUUUACGAUCUGACACCAGCCGAGCUAGGCGAAUUGAUCAGGAUGCCAAAACUUGGCAACAACAUCCACAAGCUAGUCCACUUGUUUCCAAAGAUGGAGUUAUCAACUCACAUUCAACCAAUUACCAGGUCCACUCUCCGAGUCGAGCUAACUAUCACCCCUGACUUCCAGUGGGAGGAGAAGGUCCAUGGUAUGUCUGAAGCGUUCUGGAUUAUGGUAGAAGACUGUGAUAACGAGAUCAUCCUUCACAGCGAGUAUUUCCUGCUCAAAUCUAAGUACGUCGGAGAGGACCAUAUCGUGGAGUUCUUUGUGCCAGUUUUUGAACCCCUGCCCCCUCAUUAUUUCAUCAGAAUCGUGUCAGAUAAGUGGCUCCACGCAGAAACACAACUCCCUGUUUCCUUCAGACAUCUCAUCCUACCAGAGAAGAACCUUCCCCCCACAGAACUGCUAGAUCUUCAACCUCUCCCUGUGGGAGUUUUCAGAAAUCCAGAGUUUGAGAACCUUUACAAAGAUAGUUUCUCUUACCUCAACCCCAUUCAGACACAAGUAUUUAACUCCCUCUACAACACAGAUGAUAAUGCGUUUAUUGGCGCCCCCGUUGGAUCAGGCAAGACGUUAUGUGCAGAGAUCGCAAUCCUGCGUCUGUGCUCCAAUAAGGAGGAGCCACGGUGCGUGUAUGUCGCUCCUCUGCAGUAUAUAGUGGAUCAAGUGUACUCAGACUGGAGCCACAAGUUCGGAUCUCAGCUUGACAAGAAGGUGGUAGUCUUGACUGGGGAGACCAGUGUAGAUCUAAAGCUUUUAGCCAAGGGGAACAUUAUCCUAAGUACUGCUGAGAAGUGGGACAUUCUGUCUCGUCGUUGGAAGCAGAGGAAGAAUGUUCAGAAUGUGGACCUGUUCAUUGUUGACGAUGUUCAUCUGAUCGGAGGUGAUGUUGGUCCUGUGUUAGAAGUUGUUUGCACUAGGAUGAGGUAUAUGAGCGCUCAAAUUGAGAAGAAUAUCCGUAUUGUGGCAUUGUCAUCCUCCCUAGCUAAUGCUAAGGAUAUAGGAGAAUGGCUGGGUUGUCACACCAACUCUAUCUUCAACUUCCACCCCAACGUCCGGCCAGUUCCACUAGAGCUCCACAUUAACGGGUUCCAUAUCACACAUGCGCAGUCACGCCUGCUCUGCAUGAUGAAACCUGUCUACAACGCCAUCUGCAAACAUUCCCCCACCAAACCCGUCAUAGUCUACGUACCGUCCCGAAAACAAGCCCGUCUCACAGCUAUAGACGUACUUACUUUUGCAGCUGCAGAAGGAAGUCCCAAGAAGUUCCUGCACUGUUCAGAAGACGAUUUGAAGCCAUACCUGGACCAGCUUACUGAUAAGACUCUGUGCGAGACUCUGUCCCAUGGUGUAGCGUACGCGCACGAAGGUCUGCCCGAAACAGAGCGGAGUAUUGUGGACAAGUUGUUUGAUAUCGGAGCAGUUCAGGUGAUGGUGAGCACCAGACAGCUUGCCUGGGGUAGUCCCAUCUCCUCCCACCUGGUGGUCGUCAUGGAUACCCAAUACUACGACGGCAAAGAGCACCGUUAUGUGGAUUAUCCUAUAACUGACAUGUUACAAAUGGUGGGCCGCGCUAACAGACCUCUUCACGACCAGAACGGAGUAUGUGUGGUAAUGUGCCAGGGAUCCAAAAAGGAGUUCUUCAGGAAGUUCCUUUACGAACCUCUACCAGUUGAGUCACAUCUUGAUCACGUGUUACAUGAUCAUUUCAACGCGGAGGUGGUCACCAAGACGGUGGAGAACAAACAGGACGCUGUGGACUAUCUUACCUGGACCUUCUUGUACAGGAGACUUACUCAAAACCCUAAUUACUACAACUUACAGGGCUCCUCACAUCGCCACUUUUCGGAUCAUUUAUCUGAUCUAGUGGAGAACACACUCAAUGAUCUGGAACAGUCUAUGUGUCUGGCUAUCGAGGACGACAUGGACACUACACCACUCAAUCUGGGCAUGAUCGCUGCAUACUAUUACAUCAACUACACUACCAUCGAACUCUUCUCUCUUUCUCUCACUCCUAAAACUAAAAUGAAAGGUAUAAUAGAGAUAAUAUCAGCGGCAGCAGAAUACAGUUCCUUAUCAGUUCGUCAUCACGAGGAGAACAUUUUAAAACAACUGAGCAACAGAAUACCACAGAAACUUCCUGAGGGACACAAGUUCAAUGACCCUCACUGCAAAGCUAACCUGCUCCUUCAGUCUCACUUAUCUAGAAUCAUACUGCCUACUGAGUUACAGAGUGAUAAGGAUGAUAUCCUCAAACGAACUGUCCGACUCAUCCAGGCGUGUGUAGACGUAUUGUCAAGUAGCGGCUGGUUGGGACCAGCCCUGGCGGCCAUGGAGCUCUCACAGAUGUGCACUCAAGCCAUGUGGAAGAAGGACAGUUACCUCAAACAACUCCCUCAUUUCACUGACGAAAUGAUCAAACGGUGUGAAACUAAAGAAGUAGAGAGUGUGUUUGAUAUUAUGGAUCUGGAGGAUGAUGAGAGGAAUGAACUUCUUCAGCUACCUGAUAACAAGAUGCAGGAUCUAGCUCGGUACUGUAACCGCUACCCUAACAUUGAGUUAGUGUACAAGAUUCAAGACAAGGACAAUAUCAAGUCCGGUGGCCCGGUCACAGUAACAGUAGACCUAGAAAGAGAGGACGAAGUCGUUGGUCACGUGAUCGCUCCUUUCUUUCCAACAAAACGAGAGGAGGGCUGGUGGGUGGUAAUUGGAGACACCAAAACGAACACUUUGACCUCAAUUAAACGUAUCACGUUAUAUCAGAAGGCAAGUGUGAAGCUGGAGUUCAUGGCACCUGAACCAGGAUCACAUGACUACACGCUGUUCUUCAUGUGCGACUCGUAUAUGGGAUGUGAUCAGGAAUACGGGUUCAAGCUCGGUGUCAACGAGGGAGUCGAGUCUUCAGAGAGCAGCAGUGAGGGAGAUUGAGAGUUUCAGAGUUUUACUUUAUUUUAAUAUUCAGUGCUAAGUUAACUUUGAGCUUUUCUGACCGGCCGCUGUGACAUAAGUCCAAAUUUGAUGUUAAAGAUUCGAGUAAAACUCCCAGUAUUGAAAUGACGAAAUGCAAAAAUGGUGAUGAAAAUGAAAUGAGAGAUGUUUUCGUGCUUAUGAUAUUAUUUCUUAAUCAAUUACUAAUAAUCAUACGAAAUGACCGAGCCUACAUAUUGUACAAAUAAUGAUUACUUUGUUUGAACAUAUUUUACCUCUUUAUUUAAAUGUUA
Molecule: messenger RNA, 6690 nt
Organism: Bolinopsis microptera
Lineage: Eukaryota; Metazoa; Ctenophora; Tentaculata; Lobata; Bolinopsidae
Product: U5 small nuclear ribonucleoprotein 200 kDa helicase-like
Exons: 13
Coding region: 2-6397 (2131 amino acids)
Molecular function (GO): ATP hydrolysis activity; nucleic acid binding; ATP binding
Source: RefSeq, a predicted model, not a curated record